Brassica rapa (field mustard) is the source of this 5002-nucleotide messenger RNA. RefSeq names its product glutathione S-transferase T3-like. NCBI's taxonomy places the organism in Eukaryota, Viridiplantae, Streptophyta, Magnoliopsida, Brassicales, Brassicaceae. The record is from RefSeq and is a predicted model, not a curated record.
AAUCGAUUAAAAUAUAUCUAAUAUAUAUAUACUGCUUAUCCUACUGGAUAAUAUGCAUCUUUGUUGACGCGAAAUUUAUAUUCAUCACCCUAUUAUCAUCGUAAAAUAAUAAUAUUAGUAAAACCAAACCAUAUUCUGGUUCGCUUAAUUAGAACUAAAAAUAAAAAUAAAUGGAAUAUUAAAUUGGUUUUUCGUAUCUUAGUGCAAUUAGAGAUUAUAAGUAAUAUUUUAUCUCUAUAAACAUUACAAAAUCAAGGGCUUGAAAACAUGGGAGAAUCUAGGUGAUGUAGAGAGGGGGCAGCUGCCCCCACUUAAUUUUUAAAAUGUUAAAUACAUAACCAUAACAAAACAGAUAAUGUUGACUAUAGUGGUUAUUGCCCCCACUAACUAAAUGUAAUUCCUCCCGUUGGUUUAUAUUUUCACUCACGUUUUUGCUUUUAUUUCUAAAGUUAUUUAGUUUCCAUCAUAAAAUUUAAACUAUUUUCUAAUUUACAUCUCCCAUAAAUGCAAAAUCUAAUUAUCAUUACUUUGAGGAUUUCAACAUACAAUAAUAUAUGAAUCUAUGAUAUAUAUUCUUUUUACUAUAUCUUGUUUUCUUUCAUCAUUUUUGUUAAUUAUUAUUGAAUAAAUAUUUCUUAGAAUGUAUAUUUACUUUUAAGGAUAUAAAGAGUAAUCACAUAUUUUAUAAAGGAAAAUCAUUUUAAACUAACGUCUACAUAUUCCUAUACAAUAUUUGAUAUAAUAAUUCUUCUUUUCAAUAGUGUAUGAUUUAUAUAUAAAUAAUAUUUUUGAAAAUAUAAAAAUAAUUUAUGCCCCCACAAAUUUUUUUUCCUAGAUUCGCCACUGCUUGAAAAUAUACACAAAUAUAAUGAUAGAAGUCAUGUCUGUCAGGUAUUACUUCAGAAACAAACAAUAUAUCAAUCUUUAUAUCACUUAUGAACCAUAAUUUAGAAACUUUUAGCACGAGCCAAUCUUUUUGGUUGAAACAGUUGGAGUUCCAUGUCCGCCCAUCGGUUAGUUUGAUGUUCUUUGGAAUUUCAGCUGCAUAACAUCAUCAACUAGGAAAGAAAAUGUGAUUCUCAAGCUAUGGUUUCCAAGCCAUUUCUCUCAGUUCCAAGCUAUUAUUUAUCUACUCUUUAACCUGUAAUGCUGCAAUGUCAUAAAUAACUUGAUGUUUUAGUCCGAAAGGGUGAGUUUUGGCUUUGAUUUUAGAUUCCAAGAAAUAUAUGAUGUGGGACACAUAAAUUUCUAAAAGAAAGAUAGGCAAACAUUGUAGGUCGAAGAUCAAUUUGAACCGAGAAAAAAUAUGAAAAGAUAAAAUAUAUCAAGUAAUAAACUUUUAUAUAAGAACUAAGUUGACACAAAACAAAUACUCCCUCUGUUCCUUAAUAUUACCAUAUUCUAGAAAAAAAAUUGCUUUAAAAAUAUCUAUUUUUUAUAUUAUUUUUAUCUUUUCAAGACAUGUUUUAUUAACUAAUUGUAAAUUUCAAAAAACUUAAUUGUAUUUAUUGAAUUUUUAUUGGCUUAAAAUUAUGGAACAAAGAUAAACACAAAAAAUUAUGCAAAUUUAAUGUGUUUUAUUAAAAUGUGUGAAAAAACUAGAAUAUGUAACAUUAAGAAACAAAUGGAGUAUUUAAUAGAAAACCGAAAUAUAUAUUGUUGUUCUACACUAUUAAUUAAAUUUCACUUAGUUUCAGUUUUUUUUUCCAAAAUAGAUUAAUAUUUAGAUGCAGAAAUUCCGUGCAUGAACUUAAUUAUGGGCACAAAGUUUAGAAAUGAAAAGUUUGGAAAAGUAAUAUAUAAUAUAUAUAUAUAUAUUGUAAUGUGCACAUUUAUAUAAUAAUAAAAAAAUGAUUACUAUAUAUUAUAAAACUAAACAUUUGAAACUAAAAUAAAUAUUAAAAAUAUAAUGCUAUUUAUCAAAGAACAGUGAAAGUUACCGUCGUUAUAAUUCAAAACAAAUAUUUAUUAUUACGAUCUCAUAAUAUUUUCAUUAUUUGUUUGUUUAUAUAUUUUUUUAUCUAUAAUAAUUUUUAAAUACUUCAUAAAUUCAUAUAAAAAAAUUUUAUUUUAAUUUCCCAAUCCGUACGGCCGAUCCCAGUCACUGAUAAUUGUUCUGUAAUACCAAUGGAAUGGACUUCAAAUUAUGUAAGUAAAUAUAAAAGCAACAGAAUGGACUGGAAUUUCAAGUCAAAAAAAAAAAAAAAGAAGUUCGCAAGUAAAUGAUGACUUGUGUUAAUUUGCGAAGAAGGGUAGUAAAUGUAAUUUUGUGACAUAAGAAGAAAAGGCACAUAAUAAGAGCAUCUGCAUUGGCGGAUCAUAUGGGGUUCAUGGGCUCGGGAUCUUAUGGCCUUUUGCGUUUUUAAAAUUUUUAAAAGGCCGAUAUUUGGUGAACCGGUUCGUCCGAAUGAUACCGUAUGAGACGGGUUCAGGCGACGUGGCAAGAGGGCAUUGGUGGCGUUUUUUUUUGUAGAGGGAAGCGAAACAAGGGUUUCUCGAAAUGUUUCUCAUUUGCUCUUCUCUCUCAUUUCACUCCGCCUCCUUGGUGAUUUAUCGUACGACGGUUCUACCCGGAGCUUUUCUCCACGACGACGACGCCGGAGCUUUCCUCUACAAGCUCAGAUGGACCCAGCAGAAGAGAGAAGAGAGAUGAAGAGGCAAAAGGAGCACUACAUGAUGCUUCAAUGCGCGGCUGAUGCGCAAUACGGGAUUCCGACGAGGUGUCUGUGUGGUUCGCGCAUCAUUAACGAGGUUCGUGGAAAGGAGGAGUACGACAGCCUUCCUGGGAAGCGUUUUUUCACGUGCAAGAACUACGAGGAUGAUGGGUUGCAUUUUCGUCAUCCUUGGGUGUUUGGUGUCCAGGAGGAGAUCGAGAGUCUGACAAAACGUGUGAAGGAGUCCGAGGAGGUGACUCUUUUGGUGGCAAAACUCAAUAAACAGAUUGAAACACUGGCGGUGAGAAUCCUCCUAUAUUUAGAUAAUACAGUAGUUCUAUUUUUUUGACAUUUGUGAGUGUUUGUGAGUGUUUUAUUUUGACAUUGGAUGAUAAUUUUGACAUUUGUGAGUGUUUUCCAUUUUCCAGGAACAGGUUCACGACCUCAAUGUCAAAGUACGUGUCCUACAGAAGGUCUGCUUCGACUAAAAAUAGAAGGUACGCCUCAAUCUCAUGAAAACUGUUUGAGUUAUUGUUUUAUGUGUCUUGGUUGGUUUAUUUUAGUUGGAAAAAUGAACUAGACGGAAUAAAACGGCAGUAGAAUUUUAUUUGAAAUUGAAAAAUAGCUAAUUUUCAAUCUGAUUCUAAUUUAUAGUUCAGCUUUAACUGAACUAUAAAUUAAUUUUUCUUAUAUAUAUGAUCCGGUUUGAACUUAAACUGAACUAGAAGUGCAUCGAGAACUAGAAGUACAAUGAUUUGAUGUGUAAUGAAUGCAUAGCUUUGGUGGUUGGUUGCUGUGAUUUCUUUGCUUUGAUGUCUUCGCUGUGAUGUAGUAGCUGUGAAGUAGUAGAUUCAUUAAUUCUUACAUUAACUAUAAUGAAUGUUUGGUAGUUAGAUUUAGUUUAAUUGUUCUCUGCUAAAACUAGUUUAAAACCAUAGGACCUCCUCUAGAGAAAACACAAACGAAAAUGGAUCCUCUCUACGCUAACUCUACCGGGUUUGUCCACUCUCCCGGUUUUGUUAACCUCUCAUCUUCACAGAACACUCAAACAAUAGACGUAGCCGCUUCUCAGUUCCCUAGCUUUAGUAGUCAGAGCUCUGUAGGUCCUAAGCCACCGGAAAGGCGGAAGUGGACGACAAAAGAAGACUUGGUGCUGAUCAGUGCUUGGUUGAACACCAGCAAGGAUCCGAUUGUCGGUAAUGAGCAGAAGGCAGGGGCGUUUUGGAAGAGAAUAGAGGACUACGUUAACGCCAGCCCUCUGCUGAUUGGCUCUCCUCCUAGAGAGUCUAGUCAGUGUAAGCAGAGGUGGGGGAGAGUGAACGACUCAGUGGGGAAGUUUGUAGGAUCCUUUGAGGCCGCGUUGAAGAACCAAGCCAGUGGCCAAAACGAGAAUGAUGUAAUGAAGGUUGCGCAUGAAAUCUACACUAAUGACCAUGGGGCAUUGUUCAUUCUAGAACAUUGUUGGAGGGAACUCAGGUUCGAUCAAAAAUGGAGAUCACAGCACCUGUCCAAAGAUGGAGCAAAGGACAAAGGCAAGGAAUCUGCGGACAAGAGGAAGGAUAAAGCGGAGGUGGUGGUCGACGAUGAUGAGGUGCGGCCUCCUGGUGUUAAGGCUAGCAAAGCAGCGAAACGGAGGAAGCACGGGAAUGAAGCAGCUUUUGAUCAAAUAAACGACAUCCUAGCUGUGAAAAAUGACAUUUCGAAUAAGAAAAUCCUUAGCCGUCUCCUAGCCAGACCAGAAGACACACUAUCUGAUAUUGAAGUCUCUCUUAAGAACAAACUCAUGUCUGAAAUGCUUUAAUUUGGUCAGUGGCUUGAACUUGUUUAUUCAUUUGUUUUGUGGCUUUAACUUGAUAGUCUAACUUGUUUUAUUUGCUUGAACUUGAUUGUGGCUUUAACUUGAUAGUUUAACUUGUGUGUGGCUUGUACAUCUUUAUUCAUUUGUCAAAGUUUAACUUGUGUGUGGCUUGAACUUGAUUGUGGCUUUAACUUGAUAGUUUAACUUGUGUGUGGCUUGAACUUUGAUUGUGGCUUUAACUUGUUUGUCGCUUUAACUUUUUAUCUUUGGUUCGCUAACUUGAUUGUGUCCUUCCUCUUUUUUGUUUUGCAGGUCACGGGCAUCAAGUCACAAGUUCGCAGGUCACGGGUAGUGUUUAUGUUUUGUCUGUUUUAUGUCAAGUUGGUCAGAUUGUGUAGCAUUUUCCUUCUGACUACACUUUCUUUUCACUUGUUUCACGGAUGUAAUGAAGACACCCACGGGUGUAUGUACUAAAAACUUGGUUCACGGAUUUGUAAACACCCACGGGUGUAUUUGUAUGGAUGCUCUAUAUAUAUUAUGUCUUUCAUUA